Molecule: messenger RNA, 2184 nt
Organism: Cloeon dipterum
Lineage: Eukaryota; Metazoa; Arthropoda; Insecta; Ephemeroptera; Baetidae
Product: titin-like
Exons: 2
Coding region: 210-1766 (518 amino acids)
Source: RefSeq, a predicted model, not a curated record
AUCUGCGUGCGAGAUAAGGAGUAGUUGCUAUGGUGAUGCUCAAUAAAGUGAUCGCGACGUGACGGUGAUAAUAUGUUGACUGCAGCCAUGAUUGAUUCCGAGCAAAGAGUUCCAAGUAUAGCGAGGUUCGGCGCGGCUCCCCCUGCCUUCAUUCGCCUUACACUUUGGUCAGUUAAUUCUCCUCAGCGGCACGACUUGAAACAGUUGCGAUGAAGCCCUGCAGCGUCGCGCUGUUGACCCUGAUUUUGGGUGCAGCCUGCACCCUGGCGGCAGCCUCCGGCUAUCCCACGGCGGCCCCAGUGAAAUACAUCGAGAAAAACGAGACGUGCCCGGAACAAUGCUUUUGCACGCCGUUGGAGGACAAGAUCGAGGUCGUUUGUCCCACCGAGGAGACCAUCGACAGGAUAGACGACUCUCCGCCGAAAGACGUCGACCCUAGCGAAGAGGUCGAGUUGCUCGGCGACGCGUCUGACGCCCACCUGGACGUCGCUCCUCCGCCCGAGAAGAUUUCCCAAGAAAAGGACAUUCCCUUGCAGUUUCCGGAAGACGACGUGGAGGAAGAGUUCAAGGCUGUCACGCCGGCCGUCGUCACGGAGAAGGAGGAAGACUUCAUGCUGCCCCAGGACGAAGACCUGAUGCUGAGUGACCAGCCCGUCGACGGCGUGGACGAGGACGAAAACGUCACGGAGCACGAAUUUAUUGAGCACAAGGUGGUAGAUUACAAAGAUGAGGAAAACCCGGAGAUUGCCGAAGAGGUCGACCAAAACCUGGACGCCGUGCCGUCCGAGAAGCCGACCGAAAAGGCCGUGCCGGAGGAAAAAGCCGUUGCGGCCAGUGUCCAGGACCUCGAGGCCACCCCCGCCGCCAAGGAGGACGAAUUCCGUUUGCCCGUGGACAAGGAGGAAGAGCCGGAACCCACCGUGGCCGAGGUCACCGCCAGUCUGAGCCCUCUGGCGAAUAAACCGGAUUAUCCUUCCUCCGAAGAGUCGGAAAUUCCCGACGUGCCGUUGGUGUUCAACGAUUCCGUGGAGGAUUCUGGCAGCACCGAGGACGUGGCGUCGCCCGUGCCCGAGCAGGACGAAGAAGACGCUCCGGUCACGAUCGUGAACAAGAAGGUGGACAACGUGGAGACCAACAACCUGGUGAUGAUGGCGCCCGAGAUGAGCGGCAAGAUGCAGGUGGACGAGGCGCCGGAGGAGGACGCGGACAGCAGUCCGCAACAGUCGGCCACGUCGUGGGUCAUCCUCGGAAUCAUCCUGGCCAUGUUCGUCGGGGUGCUGCUGUACGCGGCCAUCAAGGGCAAGGUGGAGGACAGACCCGACGGCGUGGCCAAGGUGGCCACAAUCAGCACGGUCGAGGUGGCCAAGAACCGGAAGCCACCGCCGAGCGGCGGCGAGGAGGGCACCGAGAUGAAGGAAAUGUCCAGGGCGCUGCUCAGCACGCCGAGUUCGCCGCUCGAGAGUCGCGUGUCGCGCUUCAUCGACGAGGACUGCGACGACGAGCAGCUGAAGCGCUUCGUGCCCAAGGAGAUGGACGAGAUCCUGGAGCAGGUGGUGGUGGAGCCGCAGGAGUCGCCCCGCCCGGUCAACAACGCCGUCGAGAAGCCGCCGCGCAAGUUCAUCCACGUGCCGUCGUCGGACGAGCCGGAGCGUUCCAGCCCCAACUCGCCCACCCUGGUGCACGCGAAAAUGGUCGACAUGUCGCCGCAGGUGCCGCGCGUUAUCAGCAACGGAAAUUCGUCAAACCCGUUCGGAGAGGAGGAGUAAAGUGCUAUAUUAUAGCCUUGAUUAGGUUUUUUUAAGUGUACAAGAAGUGAGACGUGAAGCAUCAAAUUAGCAGAUAACAAAAAAAAUAAUGGAGAAAUACGCGUGUUUGUCCCAAAUGAUUAAAGUCCGAGUGUAGACGCAGUCUUUUAUUUACUUAACAUUAUUUUAUCAAUCGUCACAGCACUGCGCGCGCGCUCCAAGUUUUGUUCGGCGUAGGCAACCGCGCCCAUCAGUCAUGUCGCGCAGGUUGCAUACAUUUACAGUUAGUGCUAUUUUAUUAUGCUAUUAAUAAAAUGUAUAUGAUAGAGGAUUUAUUGUUUGCACGCGUUCAUUUCUUUUUGCUUCUUUGUGUGAAUGCACCGAUAUGUAUUUUGCAGGUCGUCGUGUAAAUAAAAUGGACAAGUUUUAAAAUUCAGAA